AUGGUUCCAUGGCUGUUCCAGAUCCGUGUCUCGCGCUGGAUGGUUUCCGACCUUCAAAUUCCAGAAGGUGUUGCUGCUGAUGGAGGCAGUACGCUCGUCCUCCGUCUUAUUUUUGACGGCAAAGUGGUGAAUCUUGCGUUUCCCUCGAAGCAGCAAGUUCCAAGAGCGAAUAGGCGCACCUCCUUCAAAUAUCGCGUCGGUGCUGACUCGCUACGGAACCUCGUCGCGACGCUCAGCCAGCGCACAGCUGUCUUUCAGAUUAUUCUUAUUGACGGGAGCGAAAAGGAGGUUUUGGUAGGUCUCGCCUCGACGAGCUUGCUGCAGCUGGUGCGGAAAGUUGGUGCGCAGUGCUCGUUUCAGCUGGUGCCACCGGGUGAAGUCAGCCAGAUGACAACAGUGGGACAAUUGUCGAUGCUUCUCUUCAUGGAGCAAAUAGGAGAUGUGGAAUUGCGGAUCAAGGAGGUGCGCGCCUCUGGUCUCGAUGCCGGCGAAUAUAAAUUGCGUUGUCAACUCUCCUCGUGCAAAACGGAAGCAUGGAGUGCAUUAAUACGGCCCAAGUCGGGGUGCGUGAGUUGGCAAGAGUCGAUGCCACUGAAGUUGGUGUUCACCGGAACGCUGCGCACGCUGGCGGCACAGCAGCUGGACGUGACGCUCUUCAGAGUUUGCAGGAACGGUCUGAAGAUGCCAGCUUCCACGCUAAGUGUGGAUCUCGCAAAGCUUCAGGAGGACUCAAAAGAUGUAUCGAGAGAGAUAUCAUUUGGUUUGGAGAGUGACAAGACCCCUGUCUCUGUCUUUGGCAUUCUGGAACUCUUACAACUGCCUAUUUUUCAUCAACAAGUGGAUCAGAUGUUGGAGAGCCCGUGCAUCUUGGUCUGCGAGGAGAGCAACGAAAAGGGUAAGAGUGUUUCUUCCGGUGGCACGUCUGUGCCUCUUGUCGGCGUGUUGAGUUCCCCGCCACUGCGAGCCUGUGCCCCCGAGACGUGUCGGCACCAGACUCCCAGCGGUUCGCCAGCGUUCGCGUCAGGGGCGUCAAUACCACCGUUGCAUAUUCAAGAGCCCACACAAAACUCACGGGAAAACGGCGGUAAAGAGAGUAGUUAUAAUGAAACAAGUAUGCCUCAGGGUGGGGAUCGUGCCAUUCCCGAAGCUACCUCUCCCGUCGCACAACUGCGUAAAAAAGAUUUUGAGGGCGAUAGGAGUGAGUGUGCCCAACAGCAGGGCUCUUGCCCUCAGCAGCCCGGUGGUGCAGCUGUAGCACCCGGAGCGUUGCUCAGCGUUUGCCAUGUGGUGGGACCGAGUGAAGCGGUAGAAGGGGAGAAGAUCCAUCGCACAUCGUGUGGCAGUGUAUGUGAAAUAAACAAUCAAUACAACGAAGAUUGUUCAAAUGAGGAAAUGCGGCUUGGCCAAGAGUUGGACCGUCUGAAUGAGCGCAUUGCCUUCCUUUCGAAAACUCUGAAAGAAAUCCUUGACAGUUCGGAAGCUGCCAAGGAAACUGUGCAUGCGCGGAUAUCUAUGUGGGAGCAGCAGCUAAUGGAGCUUGACCGGGAGGAGGCAUCCCUGGUGGAGAUCUCCAACCAAAUCACAGAGCAGAUGCAGCUAUGUUUCAGCUGGGGCCUCUAA
Molecule: messenger RNA, 1620 nt
Organism: Trypanosoma grayi
Lineage: Eukaryota; Euglenozoa; Kinetoplastea; Trypanosomatida; Trypanosomatidae
Exons: 1
Coding region: 1-1620 (539 amino acids)
Source: RefSeq, a predicted model, not a curated record